UUCAAUUCAUGGUUGCAGGAGUUGGACGAUUUAGAUUAGGGGAGGGAGUAGAUGCCUCUGGUGUGACAACUAAGUUACUAAGCUGCAAUUUCUCCAUUGAUUUUAUAAUAGACAACCAAUCCAAGCUCUUUGCCCUUCACAUCCACCCUCCAAUUAUCAAAUUAAUAAUUGGCCGUCUCACUUCACAGAUACAGGAAAGAGAAUUGUAUGCUGGGAGUGAUGAUUUGACAAUGCUGAGGUUUAAUGUUGGAACAAAAAAUAAGGCCAUGUAUGGUGCAGGGAGAAACAUGCAAGAUUUUCUGGAAUCUGAACAAUGGCUGCCUUUGGUAAUAAGAGUGAGCUUGAGAUCAAGAUUCAAUGUGAUUUGGGGGAUUUUUGAACCCAAAUAUCAUCAUGAAGCUCAAUGUUUGGUGCUCCUAAAUGAUAAUUAUGAUAAGAAACAUAGGACCCAAGUCUACAACAGCACUUGUAUAAUUAAUUCCUAGCAAUCUGG
Salvia splendens (bonfire salvia) is the source of this 493-nucleotide messenger RNA. RefSeq lists its product as uncharacterized. The transcript has 3 exons. The record is from RefSeq and is a predicted model, not a curated record. Lineage: Eukaryota; Viridiplantae; Streptophyta; Magnoliopsida; Lamiales; Lamiaceae. The coding region runs from base 9 to 485 and encodes 158 amino acids.